This is a messenger RNA of Closterium sp. Naga37s-1, 1395 nucleotides long. NCBI's taxonomy places the organism in Eukaryota, Viridiplantae, Streptophyta, Zygnematophyceae, Desmidiales, Closteriaceae. The record is from the annotation of a GenBank genome assembly.
AUGCGCAAGCUACGCGUCCUGAUCGUGGGAGCCGGCAUCGGCGGCUGCACGCUCUCCCUCGCGCUCCGCCAAAUCACCGCGCGCACGCUCCCCGCGAUCCUCCAACGCGCUGCUCCAGCCGCCUCCACCUCCGCUACAGCCGCCGCCGCCGGCUCCGCCGCGCCCUUACCGCCCGCGUCGCCCGCCGAGUCGCUGUUCGAGGCGACGGUGUUCGAGCAGGCGCCGCAGAUCCAGGCGGUCGGCGCGGGGCUGUCGCUGUGCGCCAAUGGGCUUCGCGUGUUAGACGGUUUGGGCCUGUACGAGAAGAUCCAGAACCUCAGUGGACCCAUCUCCUCGCUGCACACAUACACGGAAAGUGGCAAGAAGCUUCGUACCUUUGACUAUUCAUUCAUGUCGAAGCGCUAUGGUUACCCCAUGAUGGCAUUGGAGCGAGCAGAGCUGCAGGGCCUGCUGGUCCACGAGGUCAUGUCAGGCGCUGAGUCAUCAUCGGUGCCGCCCAUUCUGUUCAACAAAAAGUGCAUCUCCGUGCAGAACCUUGGGCCAGGGAAAGGAGUGCGAGUGCAUUUUGAGGAUGGCACAUGUGAGGUGGGGGAUGUGGUGGUGGGAGCAGAUGGGGUGAAAUCAGCCGUCCGUUCUGCUGUCAUGCCACGUCAUGAUCCACAUGACCGUAAGCCAAGCCGCGGAUCAGCAGCCUACAGUGGCAUCUCCUGUAGGCUGACAGUGGGACAGUGGGACGGGCAUGGUGAGGGUGCUGGGCUGGGGGCGGGGAGGUGUGGCAUGGUAGCAGCGUAUGCGGCAACGAGUGAGGCUCGGGCCGGAGGGCAUGACCUGCCUGGACGGCUGGAGGCGCUCGAGGUGGUCAAGAUCGCACGGAUGGACGGCUUGAAGCAUCUCCCUGCGUCGCUGGUUGAGCUGCCUCGAGUGCGGGUGUUGGAGGUGCGGGUGUGUGGUGGGAUUGGCGCGUUGCUAGGAGAUGAGAUAGUGCUGAAACGCACUGCCAAGGGAUCUUCGCUGAAGGUGCUGGAGGUAACUGCGUGCUACAAGCUGGCUCGCCUGCCGUCUUGUAUCCGGAGAAUUCCGACAUUGCGCGAUUUUGAUGUUAGCGAGUGCCCUUUGCUUUCAGGGGAAGACAGGAGGGGGAUUCCUGCAAGGGUGGGUGAGGAGGAUGCGGAGGAUGAAGAGGAAGAGGAGGAAGGAGGAGGGGAGGUGGCAGAGGGUGAGGAGGGAGGAGAAGCGGCGGUGGAAGGGGAAGAGGAGGCGGACAGGGUAGCAGAGGAGGGUGCAGAGAGUGAUGGUGCGGACUGGAAUAUCCACCAUGAGUAUGGCUUGGACAGUGAAGAUGACAGGGAUGAUGACGGAGGCUGGGGGGCGAGUGAUGAGGAAGAAGAGGAGUAA